Adineta ricciae is the source of this 687-nucleotide messenger RNA. Lineage: Eukaryota; Metazoa; Rotifera; Eurotatoria; Adinetida; Adinetidae. The record is from the annotation of a GenBank genome assembly.
AUGAAACAUAUUGGAAUUGUUGAUAUUACAACAGCUGGAGCAUGUUUAUGUGCAAAUGAAAUUGUUGCACAAUCAGCAAAAAUUACUUUAUCAAAAAAACAUCCGGAAUUUACAAUGCAUGCAUUUUCAUACGAUCAAUAUUAUGAUUUGAUUCAUCGAAAAGAUUGGAUUAAUUUAGCCAAAAAAAUAUGCGAAUCAAUUGAAUUACUUUCGAAAGUUGGUGCUGAUUUUAUCAUUAUUCCAUCAAAUACACCUCAUUAUGCAAUAGAAAUGAUUGAUCAGAAUUCACCAUUACCUGUGAUUAGUUUAAUCGACAUUGUCACUGAUGAAUGUCAUAGAAAAGGUUAUAAGAAAGUUUUAGUUCUCGGCACAAAACAAACAAUGCAAGGAGGAUUGUAUGAUGAAGUAUUAAAAGCAAAAAAUAUCCUUUCAAUUAUUCCUACAGAUGAUGUUUGUGAUAAAAUUGAAAAUUUAAUAAGAAAUGAGAUUAUUCCAUCAAAAAUAAAUUCAAUGACAGUAGAAAAUAUUCAAAAAGAUAUUGAAAAAUAUGAUUGUGACGCAAUUAUUCUUGGAUGUACUGAAUUACCCAUUGUAUACGAUGAAAAUAAUCUUGGAAAACCUGUUGUUGAUACAACUCGUUUACUUGCUCAUUAUGCUUUACAAUUUGCUACUGAAAACGAUCAUUGA